AUGAAUCGUCUUCCUGUAUCAAGCCUGAUGUCACCCCCGGAGACGAAGCCUUUGGAGAAUUUCCAACACUCUCCAUUCAUCAGAGACUCCUCGUCCUUGGAUAUCAAACUACCCCCCAUCUCAGCUGAUCGCAAGCGUACACAGUCGGAGAUGGAUCUACCGUCGCCCCCGGUGACCCCAUACACGGGCACCAAGAAACGACACUCUCACACAGCGGAGCAGAUGGAGCGUGAGGUGGGUUCCUCCCGAGAUCCAGUGCUGUUCCCUCGACAUGAGUCUAUCGCGGGGGAGGAACAGCCGCUUUUCGGUCCCAUCCACUCCACCCCCGAGGCCGUCGUGGAGCAGCAUAUCACCUCCCACAUGGCUCGCUUUGACAACAAGCGUAAUAAACCCACGCGCGAUGAAUAUCUGCUUGCGCUGUCGUGCGUCCCCAUCGUUUCUACCCAGUACAACCGCAACCCGAUGGCCUGGGCCCGGGAGGAGCGUGAGACGUUGGAACGGCAGCUAGCCUUGAUGAAUCGCUACCGACCGACCGAUCUGGCGGCCAAGUUGAAGAAGAUUGCUCCGGCCCCAAAGAAAGCGGCCAUGACCCCCCGGGUUCAGCGCACCCGAGUCAAGCGCACCCCUAAAUCUACCCCUAAGCAACAGACCAUGGAUACCUUUGAUUCCCCCCCUAGUGCCUCCAAAUCGCGGGCCUUGGGUACCAAUCGGGAUGACACCGACUUUCAGGCCCUGCAGGACUUCUCGCCUCCAUUGGAUACGCUAGGCAGCAACGCCAAAGCAUUGAAGGCCGACUGGAAAGGGCAAAUGUUGGAUUUGAGCAAUGACCCGGACAGACAUAUGCUCAGUCCGGCCGAGCUGAAUCUAGCCUCUACCCUGCGAUUGUCCUGCGCCACUUAUCUGUGCAGUAAGCGCCGCAUUUUUGAAGCUCGCGUGCGCGCCCUAGGCGUGGGCAAGGAAUUCCGCAAGACGGAUGCCCAGCAGGCCUGCAAAAUUGAUGUCAACAAAGCCAGCAAGCUCUGGACUGCCUAUGAGCGUGUCGGAUGGUUCAAGCCCGAGUUCUUCCACCAGUAUCUGAGAUGA
Molecule: messenger RNA, 1083 nt
Organism: Penicillium longicatenatum
Lineage: Eukaryota; Fungi; Ascomycota; Eurotiomycetes; Eurotiales; Aspergillaceae
Product: SWIRM domain-containing protein
Exons: 1
Coding region: 1-1083 (360 amino acids)
Biological process (GO): regulation of transcription by RNA polymerase II; chromatin remodeling
Cellular component (GO): SAGA-type complex; nucleus
Molecular function (GO): protein binding; transcription coactivator activity; chromatin binding
Source: RefSeq, a predicted model, not a curated record